Anarrhichthys ocellatus (wolf-eel) is the source of this 7118-nucleotide messenger RNA. It is a transcript of the gene nusap1, whose product is annotated as nucleolar and spindle associated protein 1. NCBI's taxonomy places the organism in Eukaryota, Metazoa, Chordata, Actinopteri, Perciformes, Anarhichadidae. The record is from RefSeq and is a predicted model, not a curated record. Gene Ontology annotation, cellular component: mitotic spindle; microtubule; nucleolus. Gene Ontology annotation, molecular function: microtubule binding. Gene Ontology annotation, biological process: establishment of mitotic spindle localization; mitotic chromosome condensation; mitotic cytokinesis. The coding region runs from base 5059 to 6528 and encodes 489 amino acids. The transcript has 12 exons.
CUUUCCUUACUUUUUAUAUAUAUAAAAAAAAAAGAAAGAAAAAAAAAUCACAUUUACCGGGAUUUGUGCAAUAUUUGAUCUUAACUGUCAUGUUGUUGACCAAACUGUAUAUUGUAUAAACAAGUGACAAGUUGUUUGAAAGCAACAAAAUCACCAAUGUCUUCCAUUAAGAUAUGUAUAGACUCAUGUGCAUUAGCUUAUUUAGCGGGACUGUGGUGCCAGCACCACAGUAGCCAUGCAUGACCAGUAGUGACGCUUGCUUCAUGAAGAAUAGUGAAAUCCAAUUCUAGACUAAACUGGAGCUCAAAACUGUGGAAACCACUUCCGUAAAGUAGAUGACGGUAGAUUUACGUACUCAACCUUUUUGAUUUAACUACAUUUAGAUACAGCUUCGCUCUACAAUCUUAAAUGAAUGCAAGGUCUCCUUUUUAUUCCACGUUUAGGCUGUGGAAUAAGGAGCGUAAUAAAACCUAUAAAGUAUGACACAAUCAGGAUAUGCAAGUGUUAAUAUAAGUGUUAAUUCAAGUUUGUAUAGGCGGAUAUGCUCAAUAUGAGUACGCUAUUUCUAACAGGACUGCUGUAGGAUUCUUAUUAGGACAAAAGCUUGAGAGAUGUCCUAAAUUAUCUUUAUGAACUCUCAAGCACCAAAAUAAUUCGAUAGUAAUCAUGCGACAGUUAAAUAGCUCUCAAAAAAGUCCCAAGUCUCAGCUGUGACAUUGAUAGAAACCUUUAGAGGAAUGUUCUAAAAGAAUCGAUCUUUAAUCUUAGAUUUGGAUAGAAUUGGUUGGGGUCCGACGUUACGUUUCAGUCCUUAGAAUUAAGAUCUCAUCAUGACAUUGUAUUGUACAUAAUACCUCACAGUUUUGAGAUUCAGAGCGAGAUAUUUUAAUCCAUACAAUUGUAUUUGAUUAUAGUUUUAGAAGCAAUAACCUACAAUAAUGCAUGAGUUUAGUGCCAGGGUGUACGUGUUAAAAGGAGUCUCUCUCUUUUUUACACCUCCGGGCGGUAGCUAUCUUUUAGUCACUUUCUUUGGGAGCCGUAUAAUAUUUGGCUUUAGAAUACAGUAUCGCUUGUGAAGGUCUGGGAUACUACCUGCAGAACAAAGUGUGUGUGAGGGCAGCUGUAGCAUCGUGUUUUACACACUUACAUGUUUCUCCGCCUUGUAUUCUUUCAACACCAAAACUAUAAUGUAAACCGAUCGGUACAUGAGAGAUGCUUUGAAUUUAAAAUCCUUUGUAGCAUUUUUACAUCCCCCCUCCCCCCUUCCUUUAGAAAUGUAGACUUUCAGUAACUCUGUGGCUGCAAAGGACUUACUGAAUGAACUUGACACUUGUUUGAAAAGCACUUUCUCUCUAUGUACUAACUUGCACUGUCAUCACCACCAUCCUGUCUUGAAUACUGUGUUCUAAAAACCCCGUAAUGCUCUUUGUGGGGAUUUAUAAUCGCAAUUUAUAAACAAGUAGCCGUCUAGCAACAUGAAUAUAUGGGGGUUUAAAAACAACAAUAAUAUGCAUGAUUUAGCGGAAUAAUGAAUGAUUUGUAUUGCAUGCAAUAAUCCAACUUUGUAAUGUGAAUGAGUGUAAUUAAUUAUGUUCAUAUCAGAUGUUCUGUGACAAGGUGACAGCCUGGGGACGGUUGUUUGACACAACAGCAAGCGUGCUGAAGUAGCUUUGACCACCACUCGUGGUUUUUACAGAGUAAAUUGCACCGAAAAAAGAAGUAACGGAGAGUAGUUUCAAGUGUUUCUGCUCUCUCUCUGUUGUGUCGAACAUGACCAUGGCAGUACAGCCACAGUGCAGCUGAAAUACACUGAUCAGCCUUCGUUCCCAUGAAGAAAACAACUAUACAAAAGCUUAUAGGUUAAAUGAUAAAUGACUUAUUUUGUUGGUGAACUUGUCCACCGAGGAGGUGGACUGUGUAGAAACUAUGCACUCCAGAGGGAGGACAUGGGCAUGCUUAUUACAUGUGAGCCUCUUGUCUGGUUUUGUAUGAACAAAAAAAAAAAAAAAAAAGAAUCUAUGAGAAAUUCAGCAAUAAAAUGCAGCAUGGUGCCAAUUGGAGGGCUGGGUGUUGAUGUUUACUUACAGUUUGAGUGCUGUUGUGGAGUGAAUGACAUAAUGUACAUCAUCAGCAGUAGAGUAGAAAUGGUAAUGAAAAAAAGCUCAUUACCACUCUCAGGCUGUACGCUAUGGACCUGGAGGCAACUGGCGUAGCUUAGCAUAAAGACUAGCAGCAGGGCCAAACCGCUAGCCUGGCUAUUAUAAAGUAUAACAUCUUGGCUACCUGCACCUACAAAGCUCUCGAAUUAACAGAUUGUGUGUUUAUUAAAUCCCCUCAAAAGAAGAAAUGGGAAAUCAAAAGGGAGACAGUGAAAUACAAGUGAUAUAAUAGUUGUUGGGAGUUUAGUUUAUGAGACAGUUUUUCAUAUACUGUAUAUAGUAGAUAGUCAGAACCACUAGGCCAUUAAAACUAAGUUUCAGGGUAGCUAUAAACACUAGAUACUAAUGGUGGCCGAUACAUUUACGUUAGUUUUAGAGUGUUUAAACUGCACCACAAUAAAUCUGCAGACAUUGAUCCAAACUAAUGAAUGAGACCCAAAGAGCAUUUAUGUGUAUCACCGAAAAUUUUUAAUGGAAACAAAACACGGAGAAGAAACAACGACAAUUUACAACCCAAACUGGUCUACAAGAGGGACAGAGUAGAGGACACAUGGUUGAGGUUGUGUGUGCACACUACUUGAUGAAUUCACUGCCAACACUCCUGUCAGCCAAUCUGCUCUUCAUGUGUGACAUCUGAUCCAACUGUGCUUCAAACUGCUGCCUCACCUGCAACGAAAAAAAAAGACAAAUCUUCUUACAUACAGUCUGUAUAAAAUAUUGUUUUUUGGCCCAAAGCAUCCAUCAUUCCUGCCUGGAUUUACUUUACACAGUAGUCCUUUGACCCACUACAACAUGUAGGAAAAGUACAAAUUCAAAGGGAACUGGAUUUGAUGAAAUGCUGAGUGCCACUUAAUCAAGAGGCUUCCUCAGAACAGCUGGGGCUGAUGGGUAAUAGCGCAAAAUUAGAGCUCAUUCUCUUCAAGGGGACAAAAUGUGUCUUUUAAAAGGACUCGUUGUUUACAGGUAUUUCAUUAAAAUGCAUAAAAAUGUCUGGAUCAGUAGUAUUAGAUUGAAGUGAAGCACUGCAGUUGUAGGUACAGGUAUAAACAGUAUGAGAUGUGGUUGUGUCACCUUAUUCAUGCUUUCUCUGAGAGGCUUCAUAUCAAAUUUCAGUGAGGAUGCCGUCACCAUCGAGCUGCGGUUGAGGAUGUAACUGCGGAGAGAGAAAAUACAUUCAUACCAACAAUGUCCAUAAAAUGAAUCGGUGGAAAAAAAACAUGAAUUGGCUGUUUUGAUCCGUAACAUGAGCUUUAAAAAAAGCAAUUCAUGGGAUGAGCAACACUCAUAAAGCACCCGUUUACUUUAGCCAUCUAGACACUGAAGAAGUCAAUAUGCUCGUGUGCUCACGGAGGCAGCGGAGCUUACCAACUGAUGUUUGCUUUGUGGAGGAGAAACAUGGAGCGAACCGUGGCCAGACGCCACGGGGCAGAGUGAAUGACUUUCCCCACAGCACAGCGGCAGCCGCGACAUUUUAGAGAACUGUAGAUGCUGAAAGGAAAACCAGUAGGACACAGACAGAAACCGUUAACCUGUAAUCACAGUCAACAGCAUGAAGAGGUUUUAUGUGGGACUACUAGAAUUUAGAGCCUUUCAAUAUUUUAAACCUAAAUCUGAUAUUCCAUUAUCGUGUAUGGGGAUGUUAUGUUAUAUGCAUUACUUUAUUGUUUAUAUAUGUGUGUGUGUGUCCUUCGAAAGGUUGAAGACAACAAUGCUCUAAAGAUGUAUAUGCUAAUUUAUUUCAAUAACUUUAUGGCGAGUAAGUUUCAGGCAGGAAACAUAAUAGUAACAAAUAGUAUUUUUUAAACAUUAUUUAACUUUCCCCACAUGAGUUGGCAACUGACACUGUUUUUUUAAGUAUAUUUUGGAGCUUGUUUUUCUCACUCACCAACUAGUCAUUUCCCCUUUGUGUCCUGACUCCAUGGCAUCACUGAUGACCACAUCGUUGGUCACUCCUGAGGGUAGACAAGCAGCAAAGUAUUGAUUAGUAUCGUAUUGGGAUGAAGCAUGUGAUAAUCAGCGAUGUGGGGAGGGUACAGGAGCACAUAUUAGAAGUCUCACCAGGAAACAAAGUGGCAGAGAUAAAGACAAAACUACAUUUCUGCAGAAUGUAAUAUGUUUUUGCAUCUAAAAGAUAAAACAAUCAUAAUAAAAUGAUUUACUACAAACUAACUUUACUGUUAUUUGUAACUUUAGACAACCAGGCCAACCUAGUUAAUGUCAACUGAAGCAAACUUACUUAUACACACGAUGGAGUCCAUACAUUUAAUCUCCCCACAGAUGCCGAGGGAGUCCCCCAACACAGCGUGGCAUUGCUGACAGUGGAGAGUCAUCCGCUGUUUGUGUUCAGCCAUCUUUGCUGCGUGUGUACGUUGGAUUAUAAGGCUCUCGUCAAAUUCCAUGUCAAAGGAGAUUUACAGAGCAAAAGCUAGCUGGCUCGUUGUCCCGCUUGAGAAUUUGAACUCGGCUGCAGAAAGCUGGACGUCUCUUCCUCGUAUUUUACCCCCUUUGACGUGCUGCAACGUCAGUGUGCUCGAUGUAAACACCGCCACCACGUGGAGUAAUGUGUAAAUGCCGAUAUACUGGCAAAGAAAAUCCGUUUCAACAAAAUCAAGUGAUUAAAAAAAGCACAAUAAAAAGUAAAAAUAAUAUCUGACUUAUCUUACGCGUCAAAAUUCAAGCGAGAACGUUAACGUACUGAGAUAAGUGGCUCAAAUGUUACAUUACGUUAACAAUGGGCGGAACGCCAAAAAAAAAGUAUCUUCGCUCUGAUUGGCUGCGAGCUACAUCCGGUCACGCGCAGGAGCCAAUCACACGGCUCCCGCUGCUGUGUUUUGAAUCGGAGUACUUUUGAACCGUUAGACAACCACAGCUCGCGGUGCGUGACAAAGUAAACGUGUGUAUGCUGAUUUCUUCCUCACAAAACGGAAUAAACUAUCACACCGAGAUGGAUUUGGACUCCAUGAAAUAUGCAGAGUUGAGGAGCCUCGCUAAGGAGCUCGGGCUCAAAGCGAAUAUGAAGGCCGAUAAACUCCUGAAAGCGAUCAAGCAGCAUUAUAAACGAGAAAAUGACAAGCAGGAGGAAGGACAGCUACAAGAGACCGAUGUUACUACCGUUCAAGAAGACGAAAGUGUGACACAAGACUGUGCUCAGGAAAAUAAAGACUCAUCUGGCAAUGAAGACGUUUUCAGCCGCGCUGUGUUUGUGAACACACGCAGAGGCAAAAGAAACUGUACCAAGAGAAAGAGCUGGGAUACUGCAGCAGUGACUGAGAGUGAUGCCAGGUCACCUCCAAGUGCUACAGAGGGUGACACUGAAGUGGCUGCAUCUAGUCCACCCCGUGGUGCUAAGAAGAGAAAAGUGUCCUCUACCAAGGAUUCUGACAAAAGUGAAGCUGAGCCCCCGGCCACAGGCAGUGAGCAGCAGCCCGACAUUCAGGAUGAAGCACCCCUGCAGAGUGACACAGAAAAAGCACCCAAAGUGGCCAGAGCCGGUAAAAUCCCUCUUUUCCAAGGACGCCAGCAGAAGAACAAGCCGUUGUUGAAUCCUGUCACCCCGAACUUUAAAAAACUCCACGAGGCACAAUUUAACAAGAUGGAGUCGAUUGACACCUAUGUCCAGCGAAAGACCAAACAGAUGGAGACUUCCAGAAGUUCAACUAAAAAGCUGAAGAGGCUUUCAGCCAAAACUAAACCGCAGCAAGUUGAGGGCAAAACUCAAGUGAAGGCGAAUCAGAGUCGUGCUUCCAUGUUCAGCCCUGUCUCAGUGACCAAGAGACCAGCUGAGGACAGGCGCACGUUGCCCUCGGCCAUUAAAGCUCCUCCAAAUAAACCUGCAGGGAAGGAAGAUGCUCCGUUCAGACCAUCUGUCCUUUCCACUCGCAGGAUCAAUGUUCGGUUCUCAGAAGCCACUCGUGACAACAAGAACAACGGGUCCUCUGUGAAGACGCUGGCACGCAAGACGCUCUGUGUGACCUCCAGCACCCCACAAAAACAGCCCGCUGAUGGAGGAAGGCCCAGAAAUGCCAAGAUUUCAACUUUCUCUGCCCCAAAAUCUCCAGGAGCGUUUGUUUUCAUCGGCAACACAAGUACUUCAACAACCCCCGGAACACAAAAUAAGUCAGGCUUUGAUCUGAAAGCCAGUCUUUCUCGUGUCCUCGCCUACAAGCCUCAUUCAGGUAAACUCAAGCCGUUUGGAGACAUCCAAGAAAACGCAGCAGCCAACAAGUCACUGAUUGGCAACUCUCAUCAGAAGAAUUACAAACAGACCAAAGUCCAGACACGGGGGGACAGGAGAGCAAAACAUGCCGAAGACCGGAAGCAGAAGAAAGCAAGUAUGCUUGGGGCAAGAAGAGGCCUUGUCAUGAUGUAAAAACAUCGUGCUUGUCUGUAGACGUUUUGUACAGCCUGUUUCUCCAGUGUAAAUAUUUUGACGCUUUCUUUCCUGCAGUCUCUUUUAGUCUGUCAGGAAGCUCUCGUUUUCUGCUUCUAUCUAACCUACCAAACCAUUUCUUUUAGAUUUGACUCAUGGUGUAGUGUUAACACCUUAUAGCUCUCACUGAUGCUUUUUAUGUGUUUUUGUAGAGAAUCGAUAUCCUGUUUUGCUGUAUUUAAAACUGUAAUUUUGUUCUUAUAAUUUGAUGUGCUUUGUUUUUACCUUUUUGGAAAGACCGAUAAAAAGAGUCCCUUGUCUGCGUUCUCCAUUUUUAAGUUUAAGUUUCUUUUGUGGUUUAGUCUGGAUGAUGUAAGGAAAUCUGUUCCACAAAAAAUGUUUAAAAGUCACAUGAGAUGUAUUUUUUUUUAUUGUUCAUGGUUCUGGUUUUAGAUCUGGUUGUUUAACAUCUGUUGGAGGAAAAUGUGUCUCAUACAAGUCUUGGAACAAGAUAAACAACUUUUUAAUUUUUUUAAAGCAGCAAGAUGGUCUCAAUUAAUGUCUUGUAAUAAAAUAUCAUUUUAUAACAA